This is a messenger RNA of Candidula unifasciata, 1175 nucleotides long. NCBI's taxonomy places the organism in Eukaryota, Metazoa, Mollusca, Gastropoda, Stylommatophora, Geomitridae. The record is from the annotation of a GenBank genome assembly.
UGUCCAUUGCUUCAUCCAACACUUCAGUCUUGAGUGCAAACAACCAAGUCUGCCAUACAGAAACCGUCGAAGUAAUCCUGUUUGCGGACCACAAAGGCUUGGGGCUCACCCUCAAAGGAGGAGUCUUCUCUACGGCUCCGCUUUUGUAUCCACCCACCAUAGCAUCCGUGGAGCUGCGCAGUCCAGCAGAUAAGUGUGGGGUACUCCAGGAAGGGGAUCGAGUGCUGACUAUCAAUGGCAUGGAGACUGUAGAUAGGACUCUUGAAGAGGUCAACCACUUUCUGCGAGACUCCAGGCCUCGUUGUGUGCUCCUCAUUGAGUUUGAUGUUGCAGAAUCAGUGACACCAAGUUCAGGCACAUAUAUUGUCAAACUGGCCAAGAAAUCUGGCGACACUGGAAUUACUGUUGGCAGUAAGAUUUUCCUUUACUCCAUUACUGCCAGUUUUCUGCCAUAUUUGUAUGUAUUUGCUUUUAUUGUGAUUUCUGCCUUCAGGACAGGUUCCAUCCAGCCUGGAGACAAACUGUUGGCAGUCAAUGAUGUCAGACUGGACACCUGCACACCUGAAGAUGCCAUGCACCUGCUGGAACUCCCAGAUGAUAUUGUCAAGCUGAAGCUACAGCGUGAUGACCCUGAUGAAGGCAGCGAGGGUUUUGUGAUUUACACCGUGGAGCUGCAGAGGUUUGGUGGUCCCUUAGGCAUCACAAUCUCCGGCACUGAAGAUCCUUUGGACCCCAUUAUCAUAUCUGAGCUGACACCACAAGGCCUUAAUUUGAUUUUUGUUCCUUGCAGGACUGGAGCCAUUCAUGUUGGUGAUCGCCUCCUGGCAGUCAGCGGCAGUAACACCAAAAAUAAACCACUGUCAGAAGCCAUCAGGAUGCUGCAGAGCGCUGGAGACAUUGUCACACUGAAAAUUGCACGACCAGACCCCACAGCCGGUAAGCAGAAUUUGAGUUGUAUUUCCAUCAGUUGGCACAGUGGGAAACCCUCCACCACCAUACCUAGUGUAGACAGUGCCCUGGAGUCCUGGGAUAGUUCAGCUCAUGACAUUGCUGCCAUUGGCAGCCCUCACCACAACUACAGUGGAGCUAUGGUGCUGGCAGUGCCUCACAGCACAGGUAAGGGCAUUAAUGUUGUUGUUCCUGAGGCAUUAAUGUUGUUGUUCCUGAGGCGCUAA